Messenger RNA from Rubroshorea leprosula, 1120 nucleotides. The record is from the annotation of a GenBank genome assembly. NCBI's taxonomy places the organism in Eukaryota, Viridiplantae, Streptophyta, Magnoliopsida, Malvales, Dipterocarpaceae.
GAACAAAGCCCCUAAGCUGUUGACAGCCCUCCCUUGAAGAAAAACCGAUAAAAGCUUGGGAAUUUCUCCUUCUUUUCUUGCUCUAGAACACAAAUUGAACCCAGAAAUUCCCCCCCCCCACUCCCUGUAGAAAUCCGGAUCUGCUUUGCUCUGUCCGUCUGGUUGUUGCUCUUGCCGGUUUGUGGGUGCGAAUUCUGGGCAUUUUUAGAAAUUCUCCUGCACUGCCGCCGGCCUCCUCCCCAAACUACAGCUCCAGUUCUGCUGGCUGGAUUUAUGGCUUCCCAUCUAUAAAUAGUCUUGUUUCUCCAUGCGAGGAGUUGAGCAUUUCCUUGUAGCUUUUGCCCUCUUGACUCUGGUUUCUAAAUUGGCCUCAGCUUCUGACCCUAGCCCGCUUCAGGACUUUUGUGUCGCCCUCAAUGACCCCAAGUAUGGACUGUUUGUAAAUGGGAAGUUCUGCAAAGAUCCAAAGCUUGUCACGGCAGACGACUUCUUCCUUGCAGGAAUAAACAUCCCUGGAAACACAUCAAAUGCUGUUGGAUCAAUUGUCACUCCAUUUUUUGUGGACAAAUUUCCAGCACUUAACACACUUGGCGUAUCGCUAGCUCGGAUUGACUUUGCUCCUUAUGGUGGCCUGAACCCUCCCCACACCCAUCCUCGUGCCUCAGAGGUCCUAUUUCUCCAAGAGGGCACCCUCCUGGUAGGAUUUGUCACAUCCAACCAAGAUGGUAAUCGUCUUUUCACCAAAGUCUUGAAUCAAGGAGAUCUUUUCGUCUUCCCAAUUGGUUUGAUUCACUUCCAACUCAAUAUUGGGAACACUCCUGCUGUUGCCAUUUCCAGUUUGAGCAGCCAGUUUCCUGAGGUUAUCACCAUUGCAAAUUCUCUCUUUGGAUCAAAACCUCUAAUCAAUCCUGACGUUCUUGCCGAGGCAUUUAUGCUAGACAAGACUGUGGUUCAAAAUCUUGAAUCCAAGUUCUGAUGGGAUCAAAGACAAGAAGGAGCUUUCCCAUAAGAUGGAAUAGUAGCUACUAGUUUACUUUCAAUAACGUGUGUUUCCUCCAUGCUAUGUUCUAUUUUAAGUAAUCUACUAAUAAUAAUAAAUAAAUAAAGAGAUUGCAAAUGC